CCGGCUUCAUUCCCCUUCGCUGCUACCACCUGUUGUUGGCCCAUCACCGCCCCAGUUCAGUGCCUAGUUCCUGCUACAGUUCUAACAAUUGCUAUCAGACAAUGUCUUCAUCCCCCAAGGACACGGCCCGUGCUGUCGACUCGAAUUCCUCCCUGCAGAAGCGACGGCGCAGCAGAAGUGCGACCGACAGUGAUGGCCGCAGGCGCAGCCCGCCAGCUCCAUCUCCCAAGGAAGCUGACAGGCGCGACGAAGCUCCAAGUGAAGACGCUCCACCUCUCCCCGACGAGGCUCCGCCAGAGGAUGAUGGGUGGGAGCCCAUCUGGGACGCCAAUGCCCAAGCAUAUUACUUCUUCAACCGUUUUACUCAGGCCAGUCAAUGGGACAACCCACGCGUUCCGGAAGCAUCUGCGAACGGCUAUGGCGCCGGCACAUCCACAUCGAGCGGCUUCGGUGCAUAUGGAUCAAGCAGCUCUGGCGCGCCAGGUACUUCAUCACCACCGAAACGUCGGCAUGGCGGAUACAAUCCCGCGAUACAUGGUAGCUAUGAUCCAAAUGCCGAUUACGCCAAAGAGGCGGAGCGUGAAGAGGAGGAGGAAGAGGCUGCCGCCGCCGCCGCUGUUGCUGCUGCUGCGGCCGGGCUAGCGAACCCGACUCAGGAGCUCAGUGUUAGUGGUCACUUCAAUCGCUUUACCGGUCGCUUUCAGGGUGCCGCGCAAAAUCCAGAGCGGCAUAACGACGAAAACAAGAGCCACCGCCAGCUGAGCGCAUUCUUUGAUGUCGAUGCGGCUGCCAAUGCCCAUGAUGGCCGUAGUCUGAAAGCAGAGCGCCAAAACAAGAAGCUCUCGAAGCAGGAGGUCAAGGCUUUCCGCGAGAAGCGACGCGAGAAGAAGGAAGAAAAGCGCCGGGCGUGGUUGAGGGACUGAGUGUCCCCUUGGAAGAGGCGUCAAAACUGGCGUAUUGUUGAAGCGGGGUUUCGCAAGACGAGGAUCAUCGCCAAAGGAUCAUGUAUGCUGUCUUUGAUAUCCAUUUUACAAUGUCCGAUGGCCUAUCAGGAGAUCUGCCCGGAGAUUUUCUGCCUGGAGAUUUUCUGCCUAGUCCCAAUCGACAAGGAGGGUACACUAUCUUUCUGUUUCUCCGUGCACGGAUAUAGAAUCUUCGGUGCAUCAUGUCCUCUGUCUGCCACGUGGCCAUGGGUGCCGUCAUCCAGGGUGUCAAUUGUUGCUCCUUUAAUCUGACGGCUGGCUCAUCUGAAGUUCCUUACGGGACAGUAACACGAGGAGUGUCAGCAAAUAUAGCUUAA
This is a messenger RNA of Lindgomyces ingoldianus, 1300 nucleotides long. RefSeq lists its product as uncharacterized. The record is from RefSeq and is a predicted model, not a curated record. NCBI's taxonomy places the organism in Eukaryota, Fungi, Ascomycota, Dothideomycetes, Pleosporales, Lindgomycetaceae. The transcript has 2 exons. Gene Ontology annotation, molecular function: protein binding. The coding region runs from base 102 to 923 and encodes 273 amino acids.